AUGCUCAGACUGCCAGACAUGCUUUUCUCUCCUCUUAUCUGUUCCAGCAGCAGUGGCAGAGGGGCAGAGUGUGCGUUUGGGUCCUCAGUGAUGGGUGGCGUGCAGGAGGAGCAGGCCUACAUCUAUGGCCAACAUGAAGACUUUUGCAGCGUGUCUGAGUGCGAGGUGGUGAAGCAACUCAAGCAGAUAUAUGUCCAAUCUGACGUCCCACCAUGGAGUCAGCUCACCUUUUGGGGACCACUAAAAAACGAGUGA
Molecule: messenger RNA, 255 nt
Organism: Knipowitschia caucasica
Lineage: Eukaryota; Metazoa; Chordata; Actinopteri; Gobiiformes; Gobiidae
Source: the annotation of a GenBank genome assembly